CAGGUUCACCUCCUUGUUCUCGAAAGCAAUUCCCGGGUUAGCCCGAGAGGAAGCAAUCGAUUUUUUUUUUUAAAAAAAAAUACCCUGAUCUACUUCACCGCCCAUUGCCGAUUUUUUAUAUUUUUAAAUUUUUUUCUGAUAUUUUUAUCGGGCCUGCGCAAAUCAGGUCUCAAGUCUUUCAGGAGAACCCUCCCAUCUCCAAACGACGUCUGUCCGGACUUAAUGAACCGUGCAUGAAAGAUUGGCAUAUGCUCGUCGAUCAUCAUGGCGUCUGCGGUCAAAGUGUUUCUUCUUGACAUUGAGGGCACAGUCUGUCCCAUCUCGUUCGUUAAGGACGUUCUUUUUCCAUACGCUCUAGAAGCGCUGCCCCAUACGCUAGACUCCCAGUGGGACGAUCCGGCCUUUGCUCAGUAUAGGGAUGCUUUCCCGGCCGAGUACGCAUCCUCCAAGGAGGCACUAGCGGCUCACGUGCGUGAUCUGGUGAGCCGCGACGUUAAGGCCCCAUACCUCAAGAGUCUACAGGGCUAUCUCUGGAAGAACGGCUAUGCUUCUGGCGAAAUCCGUGCGCCGCUGUUUCCAGACGUCGCGCCAAAGUUCGCCGCCUGGAAGUCUGCCGGGAUCGCCAUCAUGAUAUACAGUUCGGGAUCCGUCCCCGCCCAGAAGCUGCUUUUCGGCCACACCAACUCGGAGCCCGCUGAUCUCACUCCUGCAAUCGCCGAUUUCUUUGACACUGUCAACGCCGGUCCCAAAACCGAGGUUGCGAGCUAUGAGAAGAUCGCCAGCAUGCAUCCACAGUAUUCCAAGAACGAAUGGUUGUUCUUGAGCGACAACGUCAAGGAGGUCGAUGCGGCACUUGGUGCGGGCUUUCAGAGCUUUGUUGUGCAGAGGCCUGGCAAUCCCGAGCUCCCCGAGGGUGUGGAGGACAAUCACAAGGUUAUCCGCAGCUUCGAAGAGUUGUGAAUAGUUGCAAGUGCAUUAGGCUAUGUGGUGGCGCGGCGUGUUGGCUAGUGCGCUGACCAGGUCAAACAAAGAUUCUCGCCUGCUUGUGCCUGAUUGAUUCCCUAGAGCCGACGGCUUCAGGGGUCACGCACGUUGAAUGUUUCUGGUCUUGGUGCAUGGAUUAUUCCCUAAGCCCCUAGGUAGCCGGUUGUUAGUAACAAACGGCAUAGUUGUUUGGUCAUGGUCACCACGCGUAACCCGAAGCGAGCUACGGCGAGCUAGACUAGAACUAGAGUCCAGACGUGGCGGCCUGGACUCAAGUCUAUAGCCCGAAACAAAGACGGCUUGUACGCAGCCUUGCCCAAUGCAAAGAAACCUUCCAGCUGACUCCUAGGAGGGGUUGUAAUUCGCAAAAGAGUGCGUCACAAGUUUAUCUGUAAACGAGGGCGGCUUUGAAAGCUAUGGCGCUGAACAGCCCUAAUCCGUUUUCGUACAAAGAGCAGGCCCGACUAUGUGGAUGUAAAUAACCCACGGACGGUCUUUUAUUCAAAUGACUGCAAUUAAAGACAGCCCUAGUGAACACGAAGGAUUCCAGUUAUCCUCCGGUCAACUGUAAUUGAGCAACAAGGGGAUGUCCGUCUCGAUCUCAGUGAAUGACGCUGUAGGCAAUCGAUCAUGCUGUGGUGUAAACCAAAAUCAUCAGCGGUCUAGACCAUUGGCUUUCGCCUUGGACAUCCUAUGACGUGAUAAACUUGAUCAAGCUCUCUCAGCAUGAACAAGAAAACUUUUUUUUUUUUUGACCGUUCUUGGUAGAAGCUCGGUAGCUGUAGUCGCCCCCUUAGACCGUCGUAGCCCAAGGCUCAUAACAUCCUACGCCGAAGGCCUAGAAUACCCUUUUUGUCGGUGCGUUUGCAUGGUGGCACCCAUUCGAAAAGGGGAGCCUUCGAAUAUAAAUUAUUACAACUAAAAUGGCGGCUGUGGGCGGAGAUAUGCCAAACCGCUAUCGUAAUGAACGCAGAACUUGCCUGUAUCACGAUCGACAGUCAAGUUCAACUUGAAGGAGGGAGCCCGUGUGCGCAAAUUAUGUCCUGCUUCAAGUAUCGGUAAGCUGUAGUUUCCGUUGGCAGUCAUGGCGGCUUCUGGGCACACAUCAUUGCCGAGCAAAGGUAGCAAGCCAGAAGAUGUAACUGCACACAGCUUUGCAGAUCAACUACACUCCUACUGUAGUUUGCAAAAGCGGACUUUUGGAAAGCCCGUCCCGGGAAGACCGUACAGGUAGCUUCUGCUGUCAUUUGGCACAGUAACCAUCUAUGCAUGGUGAAAGGACUUUGGCCUUUGUAUCAUCCCUGGGCGGCAAGGACUAUGGCGAAGUUGUUGCGUGUUGAUCCUGACCGCACCUCUUUCUUUGCAAAAGCCUGCCGUUUUGCGGGCAGCUUUGAUUCUCGCAUCCAGAGGUAGUACACAAGUCGUUGAGUUGGCUUGGAGUGGAUCAACUUGAAGCCCAACGACGCCAUGAUCCGCUCCAACACCGACUCAUCCAUGUAACGAGAGUUGGUAACGCAUGGUGCCGGUAAGACUAGGAAUAGACUUGGCGUGAAGGGCACUGGUGAGUUAUUUGGCAGUCGAAGGAAAUCCAACGUUCGGAGGAGCAUGUCGCCACGGAGCCUCGGAUCGGGCACAAAAUUCAGCACCAGGGAGAGACUGAUAAUGUCAAAGCGCUCCGAGUCAUCCCUGGGCAGAGGCCGCUGCAUGAAGUCUUGUUGCUUAAUGCCUUCUGCUUGGCUGUUGAGAUCGAUCCUCUCAAUGUCGAACCGGUCGCUUCUUGAACAUGCAUUCUCUGUGCUGAGCGCGCCGACCUCGAGGAGAUGAAGACGCGCAUGUUUGUUGUCGCCCUCAGGCAGCGGAUAUUCCUGUAUCCAGUCCAUCAAUACCCUGGAGCUGUCACCUCCCCGGUCCUUUCGUUGGCCUUGGAGGCUUGCCUGCUGAUACCUCUCGAGACCACCCAUGUCUGCAAUCUCUUUCUGGAUAGAGGCCUUGGCUGCUUCAUCCCCCUUACGGGUAGCCUGUAAUAGCCGUUUUUCCAGAAGAUGAAGAUUGUUGAUCAACGCCUUUGUAGCUUUCCGCUUGAUCGAUUUGGGCUUCUGAUGAAAGUUUGGAGGCCUGCUGGCAGCAAGGCUUUUGCCAACACGCUUGCAUUUGACACCCAUUUUAGUUGCAUCGAAGUUGUUUGUUCUGGCAGCUUUCCAGGCGGCAGUGAGCGAUCAGGCUCUCCUCC
Messenger RNA from Pyricularia grisea, 3214 nucleotides. RefSeq lists its product as uncharacterized. Gene Ontology annotation, molecular function: acireductone synthase activity; magnesium ion binding. The coding region runs from base 265 to 960 and encodes 231 amino acids. The record is from RefSeq and is a predicted model, not a curated record. The transcript is spliced from 3 exons. NCBI's taxonomy places the organism in Eukaryota, Fungi, Ascomycota, Sordariomycetes, Magnaporthales, Pyriculariaceae.